This is a messenger RNA of Anisakis simplex (herring worm), 1121 nucleotides long. Lineage: Eukaryota; Metazoa; Nematoda; Chromadorea; Rhabditida; Anisakidae. The record is from the annotation of a GenBank genome assembly.
GUUUACUCUUGUUGGAAAUGGAGCAAAUGCAAAGUUUGGAAUUGAAAAACGAGUCGACCGGGCGGAUUGUGUGCUGUGAAUGUGGUACAGUGAUAGAGCCGAAUUCGGCGAAUAUGUGCGUGGCGUGUAUUCGGGCGAAGGUGGACAUCACCGAGGGAAUACCGAAGCAAAGUCAAUUGACAAAAUGCAAAUUCUGUGAACGAUAUCUAUUGCCACCGAACGGAUGGUUUCAUGCGGACUUGGAAUCAAAAGAGCUGAUGUCACUGGCGUUGAAGAAAAUCAAAUCAACUCUGGCGAAAGUUCGAUUAACGGAUGCAUCGUUUGUAUGGACAGAGCCACAUUCGAAACGAAUCAAAGUGAAGUUGACGAUUCAAAAAGAGAUACUCUCCGGUUCAAUAUUGCAGCAGAGUUUUAUUGUGGAAUUUGUGGUGUUAAAUCAGAUGUGCGAUGAAUGUCGUCAAGCAGAGGCAAAAGACUUCUGGCGAGCGUGUGUCCAGAUUCGACAGAAAUGCGAUUUCAAGAAGACAUUAUUCUACUUGGAGCAGCUGAUAUUGAAACACGGCACUCACGUCAAUACGACCGCAGUCAAGCCGAUGGCGACUGGCAUUGAUUUCUUUUAUGCAAAACUACAAGAUGCACGCAAAUUAGUGGACCUCGUGACGGCCAUUCUGCCGUGUAAAUAUCGUUAUGCACAGGCGAUAGAAAUGACGAUGGAGUUAGUAACGCAUGAUUCAAAAAACAACACAUUCGAUUAUAAGCAUACGUUUUGUGUGGAUAUCGUACCGAUUUGCAAGGACAACAUAGUCUGCUUACCGAAGAAGGUAGCGCAGUCGUUGGGGAAUAUGAGUGAGCUGGUGGUGUGCUUGAGGAUCUCGAAUUUGAUCACACUGAUCGAUCCGUCGACACUGCAGCUUGCCGAACUGACAGCUACACAAUAUUGGCGUGAACCGUUUGAAGCGUUGUGCCAACCGAAGCAGUUGAGUGAAUAUUACGUGUUGGACGUAGAGGAGUUGUACGACUUGAAACGUGGUGUAGGACACGGGCGAGUGUCGACGAAACACGUUCUGGCGGAUGUUUGGGUGGUGCGCAGUAAUCAGGUGAUAACCACUUUUUCAUUUUUU